Messenger RNA from Sciurus carolinensis (gray squirrel), 4241 nucleotides. RefSeq names its product zinc finger MYM-type containing 1 (gene Zmym1). Gene Ontology annotation, molecular function: protein dimerization activity; zinc ion binding. The transcript is spliced from 10 exons. Bases 343 to 3783 code for a protein of 1146 amino acids. The record is from RefSeq and is a predicted model, not a curated record. Lineage: Eukaryota; Metazoa; Chordata; Mammalia; Rodentia; Sciuridae.
CCUUCUGCGGCUCUGGUUUCGGUCUUUACUCCUGCGCGUUACCGGAAAGGGGCAGAGUUUCUUCGGUCUGUGGGAGGAUGGCGCGCGGGUGGAGCCGGGGUUCUAGAGACUGGGCCCUGAAUGCAAAUGCUGGCACCUGGGGGUCGGGAACUCGCGGCCUAGCCCUGACCUGGAGCGCGUUUGUCACCUUUGUUGACCUCGCCGGCGGAGAAUCUGGGGGUCACUGCUCCCGCUCCAGAGAUUUCUCGCCGCCCACUGCUCCUGCAUGGAAUCUGGAAACAGUUCUCCAGGAAGACAUACAUUAAUUUAGAACUGGAGGAUUCCUUUGCAUCCAAUUUUAAAAUGAAAGGACAACCUUCAGAUGGUGAACAUAAGACAGUGGCAUUACAGCUGGAGCGGCUUGUUGAAAUUAAGACCGAACCUGACAAUGCUCAAGAAUAUUGUCAAGCCCAACAACCCAAAACUCAAGAGAAUGAACUGAAAAUAAAUACUACAUUUUCAGACAGUGCAUCACAGUUGACUGCAGGCGUUCAGCUUUCCCUGUCAUCAUCUGGCAUAAAUAAAAUGCUUCCUUCAGUUUCAACCACAACUGUUCAGGUUUCCUGUUGUGGUUGUAAAAAAAUCCUCCAGAAGGGGCAAACUGCUUAUCAGAGGAAAGGGUCUACUCAACUUUUCUGCUCUACCCCAUGCAUCAUAGAACAUAUUUCAUCUACCAGUUCACCAGCUCCUGCCAAAAGAACUUGCUCAAACUGCACAAAGGACAUUUUAAAUCAGAAGGAUGUGAUCAGUGUUCAACUGGAAGAUAAUACUACUAGCAAACAUUUUUGCAGCCAGUCUUGUCUUUCAUCAUACGAAGAAAAAAGGAAACCAUUUGUUACUAUGUGUACUAAUAGCAUUUUGACCAAGUGUAAUAUGUGUCAGAAGACGGCAAUUAUUCAGUAUGAAGUAAAAUACCAGAAAGUGAAACAUAGCCUUUGCAGUAAUGACUGCUUUUCAAAGUUUCACUCUGCUAACAAUUUUAUCAUGAACUGUUGUGAGAACUGUGGCGCUUACUGUUACACCAGCUCUAGUCUGUUCCACAUACUCCAGAUGGAAGGACAGUCUCAUUAUUUUAAUAGUUCAAAGAAUAUUACAGCAUAUAAGCAGAAACCAGCCAAAAUACUUACAUCUUUUCCUUGCAAAUCGUUGAAGCCAUCAGAUGAAAUGAUUGAGAUUACUAAUGACUUGGGGAAGACAGAGAUUUUCUGUUCUGUUAAUUGUUUUUCUGCAUAUAAUAAAGCUAAGAUGGAAUCUUCUACAGCAAAUGUUUCCAUGGUGCAUGAUGCUUCAAUGGAGCACCUUUCUCCAAAGAAGGAUUCAAUUCCAAUUAUUAGCAAUAUAGUGUCAUUAGCAGAUAAUCCUGUUGCCUUGCCCAUCAUGGACACUGAUGUCUUACAAGGUACAGUUUCUUCAGUUACAACAAAUGUCACUUCAGAUAGCUCUAAGAGUUCACCCAAUGAAUCAAGUAAUGGUAUUGCUAAUAGUGUGGAACAGCCAAGUCUUUUGCCAUCUUCUUCAGUACUCAGCCAGCACACAUUUGGUGCCAGUUUAGAAGUACAAAAAGAUAAAGUGUCAAACCAGGAUCCUGCAUGCAAUAUGAAAUCUGUGAAAAUAAGUGAUGGACUGCGUCACCCCAAAUUUACAGCCAAAGUACAAAAAGUUAAAGGUAAAUCACAAAGUACUAGGAAACCUUGGCGUUCACCUUUUCAGCAUGUGGAAAACAGUAUUAAAAAAGAUAUGACAUUCUGUUAUUCCUGUCAGUUGUUCUGCCAGAAAAACUUUAGCUAUAGAGGAGAGUCGUUUGCAACCCAAGGAACUUCUAAUUGGAAAAAAACUCUGGAGAAAUUCAGAAAGCAUGAAAAAAGUGAAAUGCAUUUGAAUUCAUUGCAGUUUUGGAGGAAAUACCAGUUUUGUGAUGAAGCUGUUAGCGAUAAUUUAUCUAUUAAUUCAAAUCAGAUUGAGGGAAAUAAAAAGUACCUAAAACUUGUAAUAGAAAAUAUUUUAUUCCUUGGAAAGCAGUGUUUACCCUUAGGAGCAAAUGACCAGUCUGUUUCAUCUGUCAAUAAAGGCAAUUUUUUAGAAUUGUUAGAAAUCAGAGCAAAAGAUAAAGGAGAAGAAAUGUUUCGACUGAUGAGUUCACAAGUUGACUUCUAUAAUAGUACACAAAUUCAAACUGAUAUUAUUGAAAUAAUAAAGACUGAAAUGUUACAGGAUAUUGUGAAUGAGAUCAAUGUCUCCUCAGCUUUUUCAAUAAUAUGUGAUGAAACAACUGAUAGUGUUACAAAAGAGCAGCUUUCAAUUUGUGUAAGAUACCCACAAAAAACAUCAAAGGCUAUCUUAAUUAAAGAAAGAUUCUUGGGUUUUGUUGAUAUUGAAAAAAUGACUGGGACCCAUUUACAUAGGACUAUCAAAACUUAUCUGCAGCAAAUUGGAGUUGAUUUUAAUAAAAUAUGUGGCCAGGCCUAUGACAGUACCACUAAUUUGAGGGUAAAAUUUAAUAAAAUUGCAGCAGAAUUCAGGAAGGAAGAACCAAGAGCUUUAUAUAUACAUUGUUAUGCACAUUUUUUGGAUUUAGCAGUAAUUAGGUUUUGUAAAGAAGUUAAAGAACUCCGAGGUGCUCUAAAUACUCUCAGUACUUUGUUCAACACUAUUCAUAUGUCUGGGGAAAUGUUGGCAAAUUUUCAAGAUGUUUUUAAGCUAAGUCAAAACAAGACUUGCAAAAAACAUGUAUCACAGUCAUGCUGGACAGUCCACGAUCGUACAUUGUUAUCUGUGAUCGAAAGUCUUCCAGAGAUUAUUGAAACAUUAGAGUUUGUAUCAAGCCAUUCCUCAAAUACAAGUUUGGCUGAUGAAUUGAGUGAUUUAUUGACACUGGUUUCCAAAUUUGAAUUUAUCUUUUGUUUGAAAUUUCUUUAUCGAGUGUUAAGUGUUACAGGAAUUCUUUCCAAAGAGCUUCAAAGUGAAACCAUAGACAUCUUCUCUUUGUCUUCAAAAAUAGAAGCAAUUUUGGAAUGCUUAUCAUCUGAAAGAAAUGAUGUAUAUUUCAAAACUAUCUGGGAUGGAGCAGAGGAAAUAUGUAAGAAAAUAACCAGUAAGGGUUUUGAAGUUGAAAAACCUUCUCUUCAGAGAAGAAGAAAAAUUCAGAAAACCAUAGAUUUUGGCAAUUCAGAUAGUAUGUUUCCUACUUCAACAGAAGAACAAUAUAAGAUUAGUAUUUAUUACCAAGGCCUGGAUACUGUAUUAGAAAAUUUAAAGUUGUGCUUUUCAGAGUUCGAUUAUUGCAAAAUGAAGCAAAUUUCAGAACUAUUAUUUAAGUGGAAUGAACCAUUAAACGAAGCAACAGCCAAACAUAUUCAAGAAUUUUAUCAGCUUGAUGCAGACAUUAUCCCUGAACUUAGAUUUUAUCGGCACUAUGCGAAGCUCAACUUUGUCAUAGAUUAUGAUUCCGUUACCUUCGUCAAUCUUGGCUAUUUGUUUAUUCAGCAUGGUCUUCACAAUAGUAUUCCUUGCAUCUCAAAGCUGUUAUGUAUUGCUUUGUCUUGGCCAAUUACUUCACCAACUGCUGAAAACUCAUUUUCUACACUGCCUCGUCUUAAAACAUAUUUAUUUCAUAAUAUGGGAGAAGAGAAGCUUAGUGGCCUGGCCCUAAUGGCUAUUGAGCAGGAAUUAGUAAAUAAAUUGAUGGAACCUGAUAGACUCAAUGGGAUUGUAGAAAAGUUUAUCAGUCAAGUGAAAACUUUAUAAUACUUGCUAAAUCAAACUGAUUUUUAAAGAAUGUUUUGGGUUUUUUUGUUUGUUUGUUUGGUGGUACUGGGGCUCCAACCCAGGGCUUCACACAGUAGGCAAGUUUUCUACCACUGAGCUAUACCCGUAUCCCUUUCUCUUUCUUUGAGAUGAGGUCUCACUGUAUUGCUCAGGCUGGUCUCAAACUUGUGAGCUAAAGUGAUCCUCCUGCCUCAGUCUCUUGAGUAGCUGGGAUUGCAGGCACAUACUGUCAUGCCUGGCUUGGAAUUCUAGUUUUUAUUUCAAAAUUGGGUUUCUUAAGGAAAAAAACAACUCAACAGAACAUUUAGCAUAUUCACAUUCAAAAAAUUUUUUUUGUUGUUUUUUGGGUGCUAGGGAUCAAACCCAGGGCCUUGUGCUUAUAAGGCAAGCACUCUACCCACUGAGCUAUCUCCCCAGCCCCCACAUUCAAAAACUUA